This is a messenger RNA of Salvia hispanica, 1452 nucleotides long. RefSeq lists its product as uncharacterized. Lineage: Eukaryota; Viridiplantae; Streptophyta; Magnoliopsida; Lamiales; Lamiaceae. The record is from RefSeq and is a predicted model, not a curated record.
AUUCAAAUGACAAAUCGCUCUUUCAAUUGAAUAUUAAGGUAAUAACAAGUGGUGUGUGGAGAUGUCAACAAGAAAAAAAGAUGUUUCUGUUGUGAGGGAGAAGAGAGCUCCUUCUACCUCUCAUCUCAAAUCAACCUCCAAAACCGUCUCCACAAGCGAGAAAGCCACCCCCAACUACCUCAAGCCGACACUCUCGUCGUCCCACUCAUCCGGGGAAGCCCGGAGGAGGUCCUUCGACAAGGCCCCCUCCCCGGCGCGGACCACGAAAACACGUGGCGUAUCCCCCUCCUCAACCCGGACAACGAAAACACGUGGUGUCUCCCCCUCCCCGACCCGGACCAUAAAAACACGCGGCGUGUCACCCUCUCCGACCCGGACCACGAAAACACGCGGCGUGUCACCCUCUCCGACCCGGACCACGAAAACACGUGGUGUCUCCCCCACCCCGACGUCCAGGUGGUCCUCAAUUUCCGGGAAGACCGGGGCGGGUAGGGCCGUGGCCUCAGCCAAGAGCGACGGGAGAUUGAAAGGGACAAGGGAAGCUGGGAAACAGCAUCUGUAUGCUAGGGCUGUAGGCACUCUAAAGAAGAGCGCCGCCGUUGCAAGUAAAAGCAAGAAGGCUGAAACUGCAACUGCUUUAAGAAAAAAAGAUUCAUCAGAUCAUGAAGAAUCACCCAUUGUUGGAGAUGAAGAAGAUGCAGCAGGGAUGCCAGAUCAAGAACUGGACAGCAGCAAUGAACAAACUCAAGGAGAAAUGGAUGAUACGGUCUCAGAGCAGCGCGAUGCCAGCAUUGGCGAGGCCGUAAGCCCCGCAAUUUGUGAAGAAAGUGAUGACAAUGUGCCUAAGAUUGAGUCUCCUACACUUUUAGGACAAGAUGAAGCUGAAGCUGAAGCUGUGAAUGAUGCUGAUGCUGCCAAGGCUGAAUCUCCGGUGAGCUCAGAACAACAUGUUGAAUGUCCGGCAGAUUCAGAACAGGCCAGCAGAAACAGCAGCCAGCAGAAAGAAGUUGAAGUAGUUGCAGAAGACGGAGAAGCAGCACCAAGGCUGUCUCAAGAAAAGAAGGACACGGCACUCUCCAACAACGUGACUGAAGAGAUGACACUCGAGCAGAGGCGAAACAAGUUCAGAGCGCUCGCUGGAGCGUUUGAAACUGCCAUAGCCCGACAGGAGCAUAAGUAACCACAGCUUAAAAGUGAACCCAAGCAAUGAUAAGUUGAAUAUGGUUUGGUGAUUGUGUAAUGUUUCAGCUAGCACCAGUUGAUCUGUACAAAAAAACUUACUACUAUAGUAGAUUUUGGAGGAGGCCAAACACAUAUUUUUUUGUGUUUGAAUGCAUAAUGUUCAUAUAAUCAUGGAUGUUAAGAUUUCUAAAAUUUUCAACUAGCUGAUUUCUUUUCAGAUGGUUUUGGAUAAGUGUUUUAUAUUUUUUAAUUUGACCAUAUUCUCCUUUU